Molecule: messenger RNA, 900 nt
Organism: Sporothrix brasiliensis 5110
Lineage: Eukaryota; Fungi; Ascomycota; Sordariomycetes; Ophiostomatales; Ophiostomataceae
Exons: 1
Coding region: 1-900 (299 amino acids)
Biological process (GO): protein folding; response to heat; response to salt stress
Source: RefSeq, a predicted model, not a curated record
AUGCCUUUCUACCAGCGCGCAUUCUUCAACCCGGCCGUGGCCGACAAUGCCUUCACCAACAUCUUUCAGCUGAUCAACGACAUUGACAGCUACCAGCACGAGGCGUCUGCGCCCGCUUGCAAGCCCCAGCCCCAACUUCAGAAGCAGCAGAGAGUCUGCAAGCCGCGCCACGAGCACGCCGCACACCACCGCCGCUCUGGCCUGAACGACUUUGCCAGUGUCUUUGGCGUCGCCCGGCCCUUCAACCCGCGCUUCGAUGUCCGUGAGACCGACUCCACCUACGAACUGCACGGUGAGCUUGCCGGCGUCGACCGCAACAAUGUCUCGCUCGAGUUCACCGAGCCCCAGACACUGGUGAUUAGCGGCAACGUGGAGCGCAACUAUUCUUCGUCUUCGCCAUCCACGCAGCAGCCUGCGGUGGCCGCUGCACCCGAGGCCGUCCCCGAGGCCAUCGCCGACACCCACUCCGAGUCGGAGGAUGAGCCUAUCCUGCCCGACGGCGCACGUACGCCCGCCGAGGAGGACGAGCCGUUCACCGAGAUUGCUGCGCCCCGCUCGCCGUCGCCGGCCCGGAGCCACCGCGCCACUGUGACCGACGAGGCCACGGAGGACGCUCUGGAACGUGGCCAGGACGUCACCAACGAAAAGGCGGCCGAGGCUGAGGUCGCUGACCCGGCUGAGGUUGCCCCCGAGGAGGCCGACACCCCAGCGCAGGCUCAGGCUGCUGCUUCCAGCGACCGCUACUGGGUCCAGGAGCGCGCCGUCGGCCAGUUCAAGCGCGUCUUCAGCUUCCCGGUACCCGUGGACGAGGCCAACGUCCGCGCCAACCUUGAGAACGGCAUCCUGAACGUGUCGAUCCCCAAGGCCAAGCGCGAGACCCGCCGCAUUGUGGUCUUCUAA